GGGGGUUGGGCGAGGAACGCGGUAGCGUCGGUAGAUGAAGCGGAACGGUGUGUCGUGAACGCGGUUCGAGGCUUCUCGCGUCGACGUUUAGUCGACGUUCUUGGCCAAGGGACAAAGGCAUUGGCGGUGAUCUACGAACGAACGCGAAGUCGGAGGCAGUUACGGACUCCGAAAGUCCGGAUAGACACGAGAGAGGGUAUUUCACGAGUUUGCGAAAUUGCGGCGCGGCAGUGGCGGUCGAACAGGAGCAAAGAAGUGGCGUGGCGAGAAGAGGAGGAGAGUGGUGGGGGCGACGUGGUGCGACGGCACUGAUGGCAGUGUGAGGUUGGUCGUGCGCGUCUGUAGCUAGGUAUCUGUUUGACGUGCUGGUGUCGUCGCCGAGGUGCAUUCGAGAUUCGGCGAGCCGUGUGUGCGGCGCGGGUGGCAGUCGCGAGGUCGAGAGAAGCGUGAGGAGAGAAAGGGAGAGAGAGAGAAAGAGUGAGGGAGCGAAAAGAGGGAAGGGUGAGAGAGAGAGAGAGAGAGAGAGAGAGAGAGAGAGAGGGAAAGAGUGAGGGCACAAUCAGGAGAAAUAAUCGACGGCACAUAAUCCGACGUCUCCGUGAACACGUCCGUCAAGUCCUCCGAUGUCUAGUGCUGAGGUGGCGGAGAGCUCCGUUGAUCCCCCAGCCAAGAAGCGACGCGUUGGUGCUGCCAGCACGACGGGAGGAGCCGACGACGAGCUGACGACGACGAACGUGGCGGAGAUGGACGUAGACAUGGCGAAGAACGGCUCCACGAGCUCCAGCAGCGGCAGCGGCGGUACCAUGGGCCGGGCGCCCGCCGAGAUCGACGAGGGUUUAUAUUCCAGACAACUCUAUGUCCUUGGACACGACGCCAUGCGCCGCAUGGCGUCCUCGGACGUGCUCAUCUCUGGCCUCGGUGGCCUCGGCGUCGAAAUCGCCAAGAACGUCAUCCUCGGCGGUGUCAAAUCCGUCACGCUUCACGAUCACGCCGUGUGCAAAUUGGCCGAUCUAGGCUCGCAGUUUUAUCUUACCGAGGCGGACGUAGGUAAGAAUCGUGCAGCAGCGUGUUGUCAACGUCUAUCAGAGCUGAACAAUUACGUACCUACUCGCCACUACUCCGGCCCAUUGAACGAGGCGUAUAUUCAACAGUUCAAGGUUGUGGUGUUGACGGAAACACCGCUAACCGAGCAGCUACGCAUCUCGCAGAUUACUCGCGCCAACAAUAUUGCCCUAAUUCUUGCCGAUACUCGUGGCCUCUUCUCGCAGGUAUUCUGCGAUUUUGGUGAGACAUUCACAGUGGUGGACACAAAUGGCGAACCGCCUGUAAGCGCAAUGGUCGCCAGCAUCUCCCGCGAUAGUGAAGGCGUUGUCACGUGCCUGGAUGAUACUCGCCAUGGUAUGGAAGACGGCGACUAUGUGACUUUCUCCGAAGUGCAGGGCAUGACCGAAUUAAAUGGAUGUGAGCCGACUAAGAUCAAAGUGUUGGGACCAUACACUUUCAGCAUUGGCGAUACCUCUAGGUUCUCCGAGUACGUGCGGAGUGGUAUUGUGACGCAGGUGAAGAUGCCCAAAAUUUUGCACUUUACGCCAUUGCAAACUGCCCUGAAGAAACCCGAAUUUCUCGUCACAGACUUUGGCAAAUUUGAUUAUCCGGAACAGUUACAUCUGGCCUUUCUGGCACUACAUCAAUACAUGGCUGAUAGAGGCACAUUGCCGCGACCAUGGAAUCAGUCGGAUGCUGACGAGUUUAUUGCCAUCGCCGAACAAAUCAAGGCCAACUACGGUUUUGAUACUGAGAUUAAUGGCGAAUUGCUACGCACAUUUGCUAAGGUGUCCGGCGGAGAUUUGAACCCCAUGAACGCUACGAUCGGUGGUAUUGUCGCCCAAGAGGUAAUGAAAGCCUGCUCCGGCAAAUUUCAUCCUAUCUAUCAAUGGAUGUACUUUGACGCCAUCGAAUGUUUGCCCGUUGAUCAUUCAGAGCUUACCGAGGAAGAUUGCUGUCCCACGGGAUCACGUUAUGAUUCUCAGGUGGCUGUUUUCGGCAAGAAAUUCCAAUCCAAGAUCGGCAGCUUGAAAUAUUUUGUGGUCGGUGCUGGUGCAAUUGGUUGUGAAUUAUUGAAAAACUUUGCGAUGAUUGGUGUUGGUGCGGAAAAUGGUUGUGUCACGGUAACAGACAUGGACUUGAUCGAGAAGUCCAACUUAAAUCGACAGUUUCUGUUUAGACCGUCAGACGUACAACAAUCCAAGUCGGCGACAGCGGCCAGAGUAAUCAAAGGCAUGAAUCCUAACAUGAAUGUAAUCGCACACGAGAAUCGAGUGUGUCCGGAGACAGAGAAAAUCUAUAACGAUGACUUCUUCGAAGUGCUGGAUGGCGUGGCAAACGCGCUCGAUAACGUGAGUGCUCGAAUUUACAUGGAUCGUCGUUGCGUAUAUUACCAUAAACCCCUACUGGAAUCCGGUACGCUCGGCACUAAGGGCAAUACCCAAGUCGUGGUGCCAUUCCUCACUGAAUCAUACAGUUCGUCGCAAGACCCACCGGAAAAGAGCAUUCCUAUCUGUACGCUCAAGAACUUCCCUAAUGCCAUCGAACAUACUCUGCAAUGGGCCCGCGACAACUUUGAAGGCCUGUUCCGUCAAUCUGCGGAGAAUGCAGCGCAGUACAUUUCCGAUUCGCAGUUCGUCGAUCGGACGCUCAAGCUGCCCGGUGUGCAACCUCUCGAAGUAUUGGAAUCCGUCAAGACGGCACUAGUUGACGAGAGACCAUCAACCUUCACGGAUUGUGUGGCAUGGGCUCGUUGUCAUUGGCAGGAGCAAUACAGCAAUCAAAUCCGUCAACUGUUAUUCAAUUUCCCACCGGAUCAGGUGACUUCGAGUGGUCAGCCCUUCUGGUCCGGCCCGAAACGAUGUCCAGAACCAUUAAUUUUUGAUGUCAAUGACUCCCUGCAUAUGGAUUACAUCAUUGCCGCUGCUAAUCUCAAGGCCAAAGUGUAUGGAUUAUCCAUAACCCGUGAUAAAGAAGUGAUCACCAGGUAUCUUGACUUCGUUAAAGUACCAGAUUUCACACCCAAAUCCGGUGUGAAGAUAGCCGAAACAGAUUCACAGGUACAAGUGUCUAAUGGCAGCGGCAAUAUCGAUCAUGAACGACUGUCGCAGCUGCAAGAGGAGCUGCCGAAGACAGAGAAUCUGAACGGCCUGGCGAUUUACCCGCAAGAAUUCGAAAAAGACGACGAUAGCAACUUCCACAUAGACUUCAUUGUCGCGGCGUCCAACUUGCGUGCUACCAAUUACAAAAUCUCACCGGCGGAUCGACACAAGAGCAAACUGAUUGCUGGUAAAAUCAUCCCGGCGAUCGCCACUACCACCUCGGUGGUAGCCGGUCUCGUCUGUCUGGAACUUUACAAGUUGACCCGCGGCGUGCGCGACUUGUCGCUGUACAAGAACGGCUUCGUGAAUCUGGCGCUGCCAUUCUUCGGUUUUAGCGAACCGAUCGCCGCUCCUAAGCUCAAGUACUAUGACAUCGAGUGGACAUUAUGGGAUCGUUUCGAAGUAAAGGGCGAGUUGACAUUGAAGGAGUUCCUCGACUACUUUAAAGAACGCCACAAUCUGGAAGUGACAAUGUUAUCGCAAGGCAUCUGCAUGUUAUACUCGUUUUUCAUGGCAAAGGCCAAAUGUCAGGAGCGUAUGGGCCUGCUCAUGUCGGAGGUGGUGAAGAAAGUGUCGAAGAAGAAGCUGGAACCACAUGUGCGCGCUCUCGUGUUCGAGCUGUGCUGUAACGACGAAGACGGGAACGAUGUCGAGGUGCCGUACGUGCGCUAUACUCUACCCUGACUCACCCGUGCGGCCCCAGAUCGCGCCAGAUGAUGUCUACUUAACUAAGACACUUAGCCGUACAUAGUGAUUUCUACAAAUUUCUAUUUUACGACGAUGUAAUACAUACAGGAGACAUUACUGCUGCUGAUUCUCGUCUAUGAAUGCUGUGUGAGGCACUCUUUCUUUCUACAUAUAUAUAGAGAUUUUUUGUCAAAGAUGCGAAUUUUCACGCGUUACUACCGCCAGCGCUUAGUAGUAGUGAUCUUGAGUAGCAAGUGCGCGCAACAGCGAGGUCGGAUUCUUCGUUUCAUUUAGGGAAUAAAAUUCAUAGACGAAUUCUGUUUCCAAGUUUUCCCGAUCGCUACAAAUCUUGCCGGAUUAUGAUAUCAGAAGCGACAAAAUCAUACA
Messenger RNA from Cyphomyrmex costatus, 4220 nucleotides. RefSeq names its product ubiquitin-like activating enzyme 1 (gene Uba1). The record is from RefSeq and is a predicted model, not a curated record. The coding region runs from base 624 to 3830 and encodes 1068 amino acids. Lineage: Eukaryota; Metazoa; Arthropoda; Insecta; Hymenoptera; Formicidae. The transcript is spliced from 5 exons. Gene Ontology annotation, cellular component: SUMO activating enzyme complex; cytoplasm. Gene Ontology annotation, molecular function: SUMO activating enzyme activity. Gene Ontology annotation, biological process: protein sumoylation.